AACUGUGGCCGUUCGGUGUGGAAUGGAAUGACACAUUUACGGUAAGAACGAAAACCUGGCCCUUUAACGGCCUAAACAUAUAUAUAUAUAUAUGUUUUUAAUGCACGUUAUAUUGAGCGAGCAACUAACACUAAACCUUUUUUUUUUUUUGAUAGGCUACCUUUGAUAGGCUACCUGGCUAUCUUUUUUUCUUUAGUUAACAGGCAGGAAAAUUUAGAAUAAUUGGACGUCACCAGAUGUCAAAUAUGUUAACUAUUGACUUCAUUCAUUGACUGAAAUAUUCACGUUAUCUUUUAGCGAGCCUGUCAAUCAUUGUUGGUAUUCUUGCAGCUUAUUAUGAGAAAUGAAAGUACUGCUAACAUAAUAGUGUUGAACUAUCAACAUGAAAGGCAUUUACAUUUCAAAGAGAAUAGUUCAAACGUUAUGGGUUUCAAAGUUGAAAAGAGUUUUCGGAAACUAUAACAUUUUAUUUUGUUUAAAAAUCUUCCACCACCUCUUUGAUCUAGCAGGUAUAACAUAAUUGUGUUAUAUUCUUUGCCAUUCAACAAGCGUAUCAGUGCCCAGGGGUUGAAAUAAUUAAGUUAAAAAAUAUAUUAUUAUUUCAACACAUGCUAGCACUGGGUCAAAAAAGUGCCAACUUGGAUCUGAUGACCUACUUGGAGCAAUCGCGCCCCCUGGUGAAUAUUCUGCAGCCUAAAAUUCUCUGGGUGCUACAGAUAACGAUUGGUAGAUUUGUCAGUCAUCCACAAGGUGAUUAAAAAGUUACUUUAAUUUAUUUAUAUCAAGUUUGUCCAUUUCAUAUUAACAAUGAUAAAUAUGGAAUCUCUGCCAAGUGAGCAUCUACAGUAGUCAGAUGCAAAAUAAUGUAGCCUAGAUUCCUCUUCAAGAUUAUGACAGUCUCCUAAUGUCAAUGAACAAAUGGAAAUAAAUUACAAGGAUGAAAACAGUUAAUAUCGUUUUGAAACGAUAUUAACUGUGAUACAAAUUAAAUUAACACAAUUAUGCUAUAGCCGGGUCAAUUGAAUACCCUAUACGACUGAACCAUAAGUGGAUUGUUGUCUGGCCCUGCACAUGUCUAGCACUUUCAACUGGCUUGCCUACCACUCUUGCCUUGUCCUCAGACUUCCUCAAUGAUGAUUGGUCUACAUUCCCCACUUGAAUCCUGGGCAGUUAGUUACAAGUGGAGCAAUUCAGGUGCAAAACAUUGCAUUUCUUCAAAUAUUUGAGAUAAGACAGGAUACCAUAAUCAGGAAGUUAGUGACAACAAUGUAAUGUCAUGUAAAUAAUUAGGGCUACAACUUCAAUAUUGACCUUUACACACAGCUUCCUUUUCUCAUUUGAGAUGCUCAAAAUAAUAGGUCUAGUCUUCUGAUGUUGUCCAUGCAAAUGUACAGUAGGCCUGUACUUUAGAUUUGGGUAAAUGUAAUUUUAAGCCUCUUUCCCUAUAAUUAUCAUAUUUCAAACCAUAAAAUGUGAAAAGAUGUUUGAUUUAAUGAUCAUGUGAUAAUGGGCAUAGAGAGGGGGAUUUUGACUGUUUACACAGGCUGCCCAAUUCUGAUCUUUUACCCAAUUAUUGGCAACUGAUCUGAUUGAUCAAAAUACUAACAAUUGGCCUAAAGAUCACAGAUAAAUUGAACAGCUUUUCGAAUGCAGAUGUAAGAUGUUAAUUAACACUACUGUUAUGGAUUGUAAGAGCUGGCAGGCCUUUGAUUGAAGAUGAUUUGCACAUUGGGAGAAUCAGAUGUGUCUGUGCUUUGAACCAGGGACCUGUCUUGGCUUUGAUUGGGAAGGGACGGGGGAAAGACUGCCAAAUAUCAUACAAGAGGAAUCUUAAUUUCCUCAAUUAUGGGUCGAAGUGGAAGGAAAAGUUUUGUGUGUUUUAUGCUUUCAAAAGAUGACUGAGAUCCCUAGGCUAUGUAUAGGCUGACCCAAUAUAUCUGGUCUGAAUUCACAUGUCUACUGUGGUGUUUCUAAUCAUCAGACAAUCUUUUGCAUAUUCCAACCUUACAUUACAAGCUACUUGUUUGUGUGAAAAGAUCAUACAUUCACUGAUGUGGAUAUGAUUGUAAUCUACAUUGUAAAUCAGUACUACUGAUUUCUUAAAUUAUCUUUUCAUGUGUCUGUAGAUUUAAGGAUGUAGUGAUUGAUGUAUGCAGACUUGGGUCAAAUGUCAAAUCCUUUGGAGCUUGGAGUUUGCACUUUUGGCAGUAUUCCAUGGGCAACGUACUGGGUAAACUAAAUCAUGCCUAGCUUAAUUGAAAGUAUUUGACAUGACCCAGGUCUGGAUGUACCUAUGUAGCAAUACAUUUCAGGUAUUUGAAUGAUUAAAAUAGCCUAGAAUAUAGUAGCUGCAGAGCAUAGAGUGUGGUUUUCAGAUGUGGCUAGCAAUGGUCCCCCUUGACAGGCAUCUGUCAUUUGUUCUUCCUGUGUCCUCCUUUAGUUUGUCUGACAUCUCUAAGCAAAUAAGCCCCAAUACACAAACACAGACUGGGCCCAUUCUAGGGGCCACCAACCCCUCUUCUAAUGUUUGCGUGACAAAAAAGGCAAGGCAAAUCCUGCAAUGGAAUCAGAUCAUCAUCAACAUGUGAAGAGCCUCCCAAUCCACAUCGACUCUUGGAUUAACUGUCUGUUUGGCUAAUAAUUUUAAUCUGUCGGAGGGGCAGAAGGGGUGAUGGGUUUGGAAUAAACAUGUAAUCCCUUUGCCCCCUCCUCCCCAGAUACCCACACCAGUGAUGGGCCAUAAAUGGGACCCUUGAUCAACUAAAAUGGCUGCCAGACAGACAGAAAUAAGCACACUGACAUACUGUUGCCAGACUGGGCUUGCUUUACAUUGUCCAGUGGAAUGCACACGUUAGGGUGUGUAGACAACGGUGAUACUGAGAGGUUGCAGCCCAGGUUCACAGGGUCAGGCGCUGUCUGGGAACACAUGUGCAGAUGUAGACAACAUGAAGAAGAGUCAAUGGAAAGGCAUUUGUUUAAAAAAAAAAAAAAUGUAUUAUGCAAUGGUAAUAUUUAGCCUCUUUAAAGAAAUGUACUUUAGUAUUGAUCAAAAUAUUACAUCAAUCAAAGUGUCCAUCCUUUGUGAUGAUUUUGAAAUAUAGGAACAGGAUGCAGACAUUUCCUUUAACCAAUUUGUAAUCCUCUCAUCCUGCAAACUAACAAUAGUUAAAACUACUACAAAUAAAGUAGGCUAAUGCCUUUAUGCCUCUGGAUCAAUUCAAUAUUUCCAACCCACAACAAUCCAAUAACUAUACUGUCUUUAGGAGUUUUCUUACACAAACAUCUCUGCAAAGUAAUGCUUUUGUGACAAGCAUCACUAGACUUCCCAUUGAUAUUGAGCAGACUGAAAUUUACAAAUGCAUUGUAUGAAAUUGUAGGUUAUAAAUUGUAGAAAUCCCUGUAUGAUUCUAGAGGAAUGGUGUUCAAAUGACCAUAUACAUGAAACGGAACAAUACAUCGUUUGGGAGAUGGUUGCCUUUCAAGUAUGGCACUUCUGAUGUCUUGACCGAGACGUGGCUUCUAAUGUCACACCUUUGUUGAGAUAGCCUAUCGGUCCCCAUCCCCCUCCUCCUCCUCCUCAAUGUGCGAAUGACUGACUGGGAGGGCCAGGGGCUUAUAAGGGCCAGCCCGAUGUCAGAGUGCCACUGUCUCUCUCUGAGCUACUUUGCUGCUGUACUUCUCUUCUCUCUGCUGGACACGACACCCUCUUAGAAGAUUUACGAUGGAUUUGCUCCGUGUUUGCGUUUUGUGCGCUGCUGCUUUCGUCACCGUCUCCAAGGCUUUUACGCACAGCGACAUGAAGGAUGCCCUGCUUCAAAAACUUGGGCUGGAUGAUGUUCCGAAAAUUCACAAAAGGGAUUUGGAGAAUCUUGUCAUCCCGACGCUCGUUAAGAAUAAAUAUCUGUCAAUGCUGAAGCUGCACCACGACAGGCGGCGCAGGUCUCUGCCGAGCUUGGCGGGGAUCCUGAGGGGAAUUCGAGGAAAUGCAGAUAUCUCUGGCGAGUUUGUGUACUCGGACACCACUCGGCAACGGAUGGUCUUCGAUAUGGAUACCCGCAUCCCCCAUAACAGCGAGGUGACCAUGGCCGAACUGAAACUGUACAAUAAAGCCCCUAACAAACGCUCAAUGCCCGAGAGGAGGAACCACCGGCCAGUCAACAAUGCCAGAGUCUCCAUCUACUGGGUAGAUAUGCUGGAGAACGGCUCUAACAGAACCUCUCUGGUGGACUCACGGUUGAUCCCCAUCCAUGAGACCGGCUGGAAAAGCUUUGAUGUCACUCAGGCUUUGCACUAUUGGUCAAAGACGCAGCAAAAAACACCUAUGCACCUGGAGGUGUGGAUCGAGGGCGAGAGACCUGGCAGCUACGCGGCAGAAAUUGCCAAGAGUGUCCACUUUACCACCCAGGACCAGGCGGACAACACCUUGGGAAAACCUGAGCUGGUCCUCUACACGCUCAACCUCGAAGAGUUUGGGUCUCGAGGCGACUGUGAAAACAACCCAGAUAAGGACACGUGCUGCAGAGAUAAAUACUUCAUCAAUUUCCGCGCGCUCACGUGGACCCAGUACUGGAUCAUCGAGCCAGCGGGAUACCAGGCCUACAGAUGCGCCGGGGGAUGCAAGCAGCCCAAGCGUAACUAUGGCUACGGGGAGAGGAAGUGUAGCAUCGCAGAGAGCGCUCCGCUGCCCAUUAUGUACCUGGUCAAGAAGGGCGACUACACCGAGAUAGAAGUGGCCGAGUUCCCCAACAUGAUCGUGGAGUCAUGUGCCUGCACUAUGGACAACAUCUCCAUAGUUUGAAGUUAAGUGUUUGGGACUGGGCAGGGCAGGACACCUCCAAAUGGACUUACAGUACUUUUCUAUUUAAAAUGGGAAUUCUCAGGGAGAGUUGCAGGCUAUAAUAAGAGGGAGCAUGGCAGAUCUCUUGAGAUUAACUAACCAAGCACUUUAUUAUAUUUUGUAAAUAAUUCAUUCAUAAGUUUGCCUUUGUAUGAAUGGUAUACUGUACCACUCAGAAGAAACAGUCAGAUUUUGUCUCAGAUGUUAUAUUUUUGAGCUGUAAAUACUAUGGAUUUCAUGAUUAAAUAUAACAUAUUUUCUUUAA
Salmo salar (Atlantic salmon) is the source of this 5102-nucleotide messenger RNA. It is a transcript of the gene lft1, whose product is annotated as lefty1. Gene Ontology annotation, biological process: anterior/posterior axis specification. The record is from RefSeq and is a predicted model, not a curated record. NCBI's taxonomy places the organism in Eukaryota, Metazoa, Chordata, Actinopteri, Salmoniformes, Salmonidae. Gene Ontology annotation, cellular component: extracellular region. Gene Ontology annotation, molecular function: growth factor activity; transforming growth factor beta receptor binding; cytokine activity.